UAUAAAUCCAUUUUACUGUAAAAUUCCGCCGGGAAGAAAAGUCCUCCCCUUCUCCUUCUUCUUCUUCUUCCACCAACCCUACACACACCCACGAACCGAACAACAACAACAACAACAACAAAAGAGAUACUCGAAGAAGAAACCCUCAAAAUCCUUCUUCCAUCAUCUGAGUUUCUCUUAAUUUUUUUGUUUUUUUUUGCUUUUGGUAUAAAAAGAGUUACGUGUGAGAGAAAAGCGUAAUGAGCUGCUUUGGUUGUUGUGGUGGUGAGGAUUUUCGUAGAGUUGCUGAGACCGGACCAAAGCCAGUGCACAACGCAGGAGGUUACAAUGGAGGUCAUCACCAAAGGGCUGAUCCACCAAAGAACCCGCCAGUCAUUCAGAUGCAGCCUAUUGCUGUGCAGCCCAUUCCUGCUGAUGAAUUGAAGGAUAUAACCGAUAACUAUGGUUCAAAGUCCUUGAUUGGUGAGGGUUCAUAUGGAAGAGUGUUUUAUGGUGUUCUUAAAUGCGGUAUGGCAGCUGCCAUUAAGAAACUGGAUUCUAGUAAGCAACCGGAUCAAGAAUUUCUUGCCCAGGUAUCAAUGGUAUCGAGAUUGCGACAAGACAAUGUUGUUGCGCUUCUUGGCUAUUGCGUUGAUGGUCCACUCCGUGUUCUUGCUUAUGAAUAUGCUCCUAAUGGAUCUCUUCAUGACAUUCUUCAUGGUCGAAAAGGUGUUAAAGGAGCACAGCCAGGUCCUGUUCUGUCGUGGCAUCAGAGAGUCAAAAUUGCUGUUGGUGCGGCUAGAGGACUCGAGUACUUGCAUGAGAAGGCAAAUCCUCAUGUUAUCCACCGAGACAUCAAAUCCAGCAAUGUACUUCUGUUCGACGAUGAUGUUGCCAAGAUUGCUGAUUUUGAUCUGUCCAACCAAGCCCCUGACAUGGCUGCGCGCCUUCACUCAACCCGUGUGCUCGGAACCUUUGGCUAUCACGCUCCAGAGUAUGCAAUGACGGGGACAUUGAGCACAAAGAGUGAUGUCUACAGUUUUGGGGUUGUUCUGCUGGAGCUCCUCACAGGUCGUAAGCCAGUUGAUCAUACCUUACCGCGUGGACAGCAGAGUCUCGUGACGUGGGCAACGCCUAAACUGAGUGAAGACAAGGUGAAGCAAUGUGUUGAUGCAAGACUAAAUGGAGAAUAUCCUCCCAAAGCUGUUGCCAAGCUGGCUGCGGUAGCUGCGCUGUGUGUGCAAUACGAGGCAGACUUUAGGCCAAACAUGAGCAUAGUGGUGAAGGCUCUUCAGCCUCUGCUCAAUCCUCCUCGCUCUGCUCCUCAGACUCCGCACAGGAACCCGUACUGAUAUGCUCCAAUCUGAGUUUACCCCUUAUGAUCACUAUUUCAUUUGUUUUUGUUUGAAUCCUAUUUGUGUAAAUUUGUGAAAUAGGCUUUUUUUUUAUUUCUCUCAUAAAACCAUGCCACUUCACUGAAAAAAAAUCUCACUUGGAAAGACCUGAAACGUUGCUCUAUUUUUAUAUUAUUUCAUGCCUGUGCGGUAAUGUAAGUUUCUACUAAUUUUACAAUAUGCGAAGAAGAAGAUAUACCAACACUCUUUUUGUGCUG
Molecule: messenger RNA, 1591 nt
Organism: Capsella rubella
Lineage: Eukaryota; Viridiplantae; Streptophyta; Magnoliopsida; Brassicales; Brassicaceae
Product: pto-interacting protein 1
Exons: 8
Coding region: 240-1331 (363 amino acids)
Biological process (GO): protein phosphorylation
Molecular function (GO): protein kinase activity; ATP binding
Source: RefSeq, a predicted model, not a curated record